This is a messenger RNA of Phytomonas sp. Hart1, 2670 nucleotides long. The record is from the annotation of a GenBank genome assembly. NCBI's taxonomy places the organism in Eukaryota, Euglenozoa, Kinetoplastea, Trypanosomatida, Trypanosomatidae.
AUGGGAAACUCAGCAUCUGCUGCUAAUGUCUCUGACGCAUUUCAUUCAUCUUUGAGCAAUAAUCCUUUCGACGCGGAGAAUGUUGAUACAAUCUUCAGCUUAUCCUUUAGUAAGAAGAAUCUUAUGAGUGAGUCAACUAUUAAAUAUGUCCGUGCGCUUCGUCAUUUUCACACAGAUCGAUUUGCCUUACUUCUGUAUCAUUGCAUAAAGGAACUUUCUGUUAUGAGGGAGAAAAAGAAAGCAUCCGUUUUGUCUUUCAAGGCCGAAGACAUUCGUCGAUUUUUAACAGCACUCCAAAUUUUGCGUCUGCUUCUCCCCAUAGCCUUUGAAGAUGGGGAGACCGAUAUUGACGAAAAUGCGCAGGAGCAACGUUCGACCGCGACCUCAAUUAUUCUCCCGAAGGAAAAAGUUCCAGAAGAAUCACAACAACCACUGGAGUUCAAUUCAUUUGACGCAGGUUCCUUCUCUCAGAACAAGAAUGUGGCGAAAAAGCAAUCCACCUAUAAAUUUCAACAACUUUUUUUUAUGGAGAGAAGCAAGUGCAAUGACAGCGAAGUGGAUUCUCAUUUCCCUUUGCUUCCGCUCCAAGAGGCUCGUGAGGCCCCACUGAUGUUAGGACCCUAUCUUGCAUGGGUUCUUGUGGAGUCCUGCUUUAUUAGAGGGCUCACGCUACACGAAGAAAAUAGCCCUACCAAAUUACCACUUUUUAGUUUACUCCAUCCUGAAGUUGACAUGACCUUACUUUGGUAUCCUGGGAUUGUCUGUGCAAACUUCUCUGACGCCCCUCUAGCAUCCUCGUCAAGCGAAGUACACACACCUCGGAAAGAGAUUCUUAAAACGCUACUUGUGAUGGUUUCCUCUCCACUUUUUUAUUCAUCAGGCUAUCGCGACAUCAUUUUUAUCGAAUCACUCAUUUCAGUUUCUGUGAUUCCAUUGAUGCCUACUCUCGCGGUCUCAUUACUCAACGCCAUCCUAAUCUACAAGCCCCACACUCACAUUCCAUACGUCACCAAAUUGUCGAUCGAUGAAAAAAAGGUUGUUAUUAUGGGCUCGCGUUUUCUGUCAGCCAUCUUGUAUUACACUGGUAUUCCUAUGGAUGCUUUUCCCAAUGCGGUUCGCGACAAGGGAUCAACGAAGAAAGGUAAAGGGCCGAAUAAUCAGGGUUUAACCAAUGUCAAGGACUCUGAAGAAGGUAACCAGGUCCACUCCUCCACAACAAACUUUCAACAGGAUGCGCAAGCAGUCUACAAAAUUCUGGAGGACUCUACUGCUAUAUCUUUUACUAACAAACAGGAUGACAAUUCCGAAAUGAAGGUUUCAGGUGGGUUGGCUAUGCAUUCGUUUACCUCUUCUAAGGAUUCAAGAGAGAUGGCGCUUCAUCAGCCUUCAGACAAGAUCUUACCAAUCCCCAAAAGCGACUCUUUUUUGGACAACUCUCAAAGCCGACCUUCUCAUAAACAUACCGUUGGUGGUGCGUCUAAAAACAUUGUACACUUAUGCUUCGUACACUCCAUUCGCAAACUUGUUCAUGAACUCACGAUGUCAGAGGCAAAGCUCGUUUUAGAUCGUCUCAAAAGCACCAUGGUCCCAACGCCGCAUCUGCGCCAUAAAGUUCUCCCGAGCUCGUGGUUAUCCGUCAUUCCCGAAAGCGGGCUUGUCUUUUUGUUAUCCAAGCUUUUAGAUAUCUCGCCGUCCGUGUCCAAUCAGUUUUCACUCAACCCGGAGGUUUUGCCCUACGUAGUUCGAAUUGUCGAGUGCGGCCUGGAUUCACAAAAAAAAGCCAACAACGCACGCCAGACCCAAGUUUAUAUCAACAUUCUACUGCGUCUGUCCCAGAAUCGCGGCUUCACACUGCUGUGCAACCAACCGCUUUCCACGUCCCUUACCUUUCCCUUUCCUAAACUGCCGUCGGAGGCGACGUUUAACGAUUUUCUUGUCACCGCGUUGAGUUUAUUCAUCGGCUUCGGGGACGCCUCCCUGGGUUCCCACCUGGUCACGUGCAGUUUUGUUCUCUCCAAUAUGUCGUCCUUCAUUAUUGGGUUGGGCCCGGUGGCCUCAAGAAGUCUGGUCUCUGUUUUUGCUUAUUUGGCCCAUCGAUGUUUGGAGUAUACCGCCAGUAGUUCGUUUGAGAUGCUUCGAAUCUAUGGACCGACUAUGGCCGCCAUCUGUGAGGCGAUUUCCUGUUUGUUUCGAUAUCAUAAGGAUGGGUCGCAUUAUGUGAUUACCUUCUUACUUAACCAUCGCGGCCUCAUUAGGCGCGUGAGAGAAAUUUAUAUAAGUUCGGAGUCCUUGAGGGCUAGUAUCAAUGUGCCUUUCAUGAUUCAAGAUCUAGAAACUGUUCUGGCUGCAGCUCUCCCAAUUGUUGAUAGUCUCGGUUUUCCUUCUACACGUAAUGCGAACUCUGAGGCUGAGCAGAAUUGCAGUGAGUUUAGUCAUUUUUGGUGUCAUCCCGAAAUGACCUUUGAGAUUGACAAGACCGUAAUGCGGAAGCUGAAAACCCUUGUAUUGGUUGGUAUUCUCUUGCCUCAUGAAAUAAUCAUCAAGGGGGUCCAAACAACGAAACAAAUUGAGGAGCAGUUAUUUGUAUUAUUCUGGGAAAGCAUGUACCUAUCCUUUGACCCUGGUACAUUUGGGUAUCAUAAAUCAAUAAAGUUAUUACACUUUACCUAA